AUGGAUGAAAAGCACGAGGAAACGUCGUCAGAAGAGAUUAUAUCUGAUCAGAGGACACUACAGCAAAAGUUUAAUCGUCUUGAGAAGGAAAACCAAUCUCUGACUUCCUACAAUUCUGAUUUACGAGAUCAAGUGAAGCUGAUGAACGCCAAACUGAACUUGGCCAAAAAUUACCUCUUCUCGUCUGCAGCCGUUCAAACGGACAUUCACAUUCCCAAGAAUGAGGUCAACAAUCAGGUGUUCUCCAAGUGCACUAUGUUAGAUGCAAUCACAAGUUCUGACAAAAAGUCAGACCUGGACAGCUUCCUGAAUGACAUCAAAACCGCCAACGCCGACUACGAAUACGAUGCCGUUAGCAAAACUUACUACAGUCGCAGCACUGGCUGGUAUUACUAUCAGGAAAGUUCAGCAUUUUACAAUCCGGCAAAUCAAAGUUAUUACCGCUACGAUUUGACCACUAAAGAAUAUCAGUUUCUCUACAAAAUCGGUGAUAAACAAAAGGCCGACAAAAGUGAAAGCACUAAGAAGACAAGUCAAACGGCGGCAGACGUUGAUGUGGAGAUGAUUAGUUCUAGUUCUGAAGAGGAGGGUGAGAUAAUCGAAGUUUCAGACGGUUCACUUUCUCCUGAACAUAAAACCCGCAAUCACAUUAUUGAAUCUAAGGCAGUGCUUCGCAAGACUGCGCUGGAGGAGCGACCACCUGCUAGGCGACUGAAUCGAUCUUCAUUCAACAAAAUUGCCCCCGUCCGCCUAAUCGUCCAGUCUGCCGACCAGCUCGACAUUGGCAGCCUCCUUCUGGUCAGCUGCAUGGGAGGGAAGAUAGGACAGCACCCGAACUGUGCCGUCACCAUUCCCGACUCGACCAUAUCGCAGCUACAUGCGGAAAUCACGUACGACCACCAGCUGCAGCAGUACGUCAUUACAGACCUGUGUUCGCGAAACGGCACCUUUGUCAAUGACAGCAAACUGAAGCCACUCUGUCGGAAUGCCCUCUUCCACGGCGACAUUCUCCGCUUCAGCGACACUGUCCAGAUGCUGGCACACAUUCACCAACACCGAGACACCACCUGUGCGGACUGUGAGGCCUCGUUGGUGGACACCAAGAAGACGACAGGCAUCUACCAAACGGAAGGGGGCACCUCUUCAGUUCGCCAGCUUCAGAAGAGCCUCAAACGGCAUUAUGGUCUUGCCGGUGAGGAGUACCGAGAGAACAUUGGACCCGAGUUGCCGCCUGGCUACCGAGAUAGAGCCGCUCAGCGUCAACGAGAGAUGGGCAGUGAUAAUCCGUACGAGAAGACAGCUGCUGGCUCGGCGCUGGAUGUACCGAUCAAAUCGACAAACAAGGGCUUCAAAAUGAUGGAAAAGAUGGGCUGGAAAUCGGGUCAAGGCUUGGGAGCCACAUCAGAGGCCAGCACGGAGCCGAUUGACAUUGAAGUGCGAGACAGUCGACAAGGACUGGGCUUCAAAAGGUGA
Molecule: messenger RNA, 1473 nt
Organism: Rhagoletis zephyria (snowberry fruit fly)
Lineage: Eukaryota; Metazoa; Arthropoda; Insecta; Diptera; Tephritidae
Source: RefSeq, a predicted model, not a curated record